This is a messenger RNA of Misgurnus anguillicaudatus (oriental weatherfish), 1566 nucleotides long. RefSeq lists its product as uncharacterized. Gene Ontology annotation, molecular function: DNA binding. The record is from RefSeq and is a predicted model, not a curated record. NCBI's taxonomy places the organism in Eukaryota, Metazoa, Chordata, Actinopteri, Cypriniformes, Cobitidae.
GUAGAAACCAAUAAGAAAGAAGAUCAGUCAGCAGCCGCCAUAUGUAAACACAUUGGUUGCAGGCAGCUCAUUUAUUGCAGGUUUAAGAUAAACAUGGAGUGCACAGAGAAGUGGACAGACAGCGAGGUUCAAGCCCUCCUGAGUAUUUAUUCAUCGGUGGAAAUCCAAAAAGAUUCAGAUUCGGGAAGGCGUAAUAUUAGGAUUUACGAAAACAUCGCAGUGCAGCUGUUGCAUCUUGGCAUCCACCACACAUCCAAGCAGUGUAGGGAAAAAAUAAAAAAGCUCAAACAAGAUUACAGAAAAAUUAAAGAGCACAACAAUCAAAGUGGCUCAAAUUUCCGCAGUGGAAAAUGGUUUGCCGCCAUGGACGCCAUCCUUGGACACAAACCCUUGUACACCAGGAAUGCGGGUGCAAACAAUUCAGCGGUCGCUCUUUCGGACGGCAUAGGCAGCGACACUGACACGUCUGUGGAAGUAAAUGAUUUUAAGCAGAAUUGGAAGGUGCCCCCGGAUGCAUUUUUCAAAAGGAAAAGUCAUAUGCAGUCAAAAAGCUCCAGAAUUACCCAACUAGAGGAAAUCUCUCUGGACAUGAGUGUAGUUGAAGAGGACAUAACUGAGCCAGACAUGCCGUAUGUAUCCACACCAGAAUCUCCACUCCUUCCUUCAUCUAAGCCUGUAACCCCAACCCAACCAGCAGGUCAGGCAAUUGAUACAUCCACCUUCAGCAUGUAUCAGCAUUUAGCGAACCCAUUUCCUCACCCCAAAGCUCAAGCACUAAUGCCUGAACAUCAGCAAGGCAGACAAAAGAGGAAGAGAUUACCUAGUGCAGUAGAGGAGCAGCUUUUAGACAUCAUUGCUCAAACAAACAGUCCGAUUCUACCACACGUGCCCAGAGAUGCUGAUGAAAUGUACUAUUUCGCACUCAGUUUAGUUCCGAAGCUGAACAGACUGCAUCCAAGGAAUCAGACCAAGGCUCAAAUCCAUAUCCUGCAAUACCUGGCAGACCUGGAAUUAGAAGAUAAACAACAGCGCCAACAACCCACAUCAGCCGUACCAGCUUUUAAAAGCUAAAGCACCUGACGACAACAACAACCUUCAACAUUUCAUCAAUAUCCUGUUAUCUAGAAUGUUUAAUUGUUACUUUAACAUUUUAUUUGCAUGCUUGCAUUUAAUAAAUAGUAUGUGGGAAGUCAAAUUAAGUGCAGAAAUACACCAGGGUAGAAACUUCACGUAGGUGUGUCAUAAUUAUUGUAGUCUGGCAAUUAAUUGUCGCAGAAAUAAUUGCAAUAUCGUUGACCAUCCUUAAUUGUGUAAUGACAAAAUAUAGCAUAGUAAUGCAAGUACAUGAUUUCUGAAAACAGAAUUUAUAAGAAAAUUUGGAGAUUACAAUUGAAAUGGAAAAGAUAAACCUAUACAUUCAAAAAGAAUAAAACAUAUAAAUAUUAUUUAUUAAACACAAGUCAUUGAUUUUGAUUGGUUUAGAAGCUGCUGUAUAUGGCAUCCAUCCCACCUCCGUAUAACUACAUUGGUGAACGAAAGAAUAAAUGUUUUUUAUCAAUAACCUUA